ACACGCUCCAAUCGAUAAUUUUUCUUUGUACACUUCCGACCAUUUUUCACGAUUUGUGCGGGGUUUCUUCUGGAAAAUUUGUUGAAAAUUGCUGAAAACGCAAUUCAGCUUUGUGCAUACCGAAAAAUUUUAUUUCACACGGCGUUUCUAUAUUCGCUGCAAGGUUGAAAAAAUUUCACACUUUGUCUCUGAUAUUGAUAUAAAUAUCGAAUUGCAGGUCAUCUUGAUAGGGGAGAAUUGCUUAUAAUGGCUAAUAAUAAUUACGCUGGAUUCAGUUAUGGUGGUACCCAGUAUACUUCCACCGGUACGGGCUAUAACCCAGGGCAGGUGGCUUAUCCUGCCGUAACCAACGCAACGUACGCAAAUGCUGCAGCUUACCAAACUGCUGCAGCUGCUGGUCAAAGUGGUUAUGCAGCUGCAGGCGCUUCUGGAGCUAGCGGCUAUGCAGGCUACGGCGAUUACAGUCGUUCUAUGCCUGCAUAUGACGCCUCAAAAACGUUUUAUCAACAAGCGCCAGCUAGCUACAACACUGCACCAGCGGCUACGGUUAGUAAGACUCAUUAUUCGGCUCCCCCUGUUAAAAAUGUAAAUGCCGGGGCAAAAGCUGCCGGAGCGAAAGAUAAAGCAGUUAAAGUAGCAGCAGCUCCAGCCGCUACUACUACUGGCGCUGUUAAUGCUUACAGUAAUUAUGAGUCUGCACUGUAUAGUGCCGCUUCAAUGUAUGUUGCUCAACAGCAACAUCAAACCGGCACUGUUAAGCCGAAUACCAAUGGGGCUUCAACCCCUGGCUGGCAGUAUCGCGCCCAGAAAGGUGCUGCAGCUGGCGGUGCAAAUGCAGCUCGCCCACGUACUAAGCCUCCACCGCGUCCGCAGCAGUUACACUACUGCGAAGUAUGCAAAAUUUCAUGUGCAGGCCCACAAACUUAUCGUGAACAUUUGGAAGGCCAAAAGCACAAGAAGAGGGAGGCAUCCUUGAAAAUGCAAGCUUCGGCUCAAUCUGCUGCUCAAAAUCGCGGUAACAACUACCACUGCGAACUGUGUGAUGUAACAUGCACCGGAACAGAUGCUUAUGCUGCUCAUGUACGCGGCGCAAAGCAUCAGAAGGUCGUUAAACUCCACCAAAAACUUGGUAAACCAAUACCACCCGAUGAGCCAAAGAAGUUAUCUAAAAUAAAUUUCGUGCCCGCCAGUGGAACCACUGAGAAAGCAAAACCCACAGAAGGAGAAAAUACAAGCGCUGCAGAUAAUGAUAACCAUGAUGAUGUUGCUGCUGGUGAAGAAAACACUGAUAAUAUUAAACCAGUUGGAGGCGAGUAUAUUGAGGAAAUAAAAGAUGAUGAGGGCAAGAUUUUGAGCUUUAAUUGUAAGCUAUGUGAUUGCAAAUUCAAUGAUCCUAAUGCAAAAGAAAUGCACAUGAAGGGGCGUCGACACCGUUUACAAUACAAACGAAAAGUUCAACCAGACUUAGUUGUCGAUUUUAAACCGACACCACGUCAAAGGCGUCUGGCAGAAGCGCGUGCUCAGCGCGCUCUAAUUCAAUCACAUCGCGGUGGUAAUGUAAGUUUCGGCGAUGAUCAUGAAAGCGGCGGUGGAAUGUAUUGGGAUGAACAGCGUCGUCGGGCACAGUACGAUGACGAGUACGAUUACAGUAAUUGGUUGGCACGCAGCUUUGCAGGUGCUCAGCGUGGCUUUGGCGGUCGCAUGGGUAAUGGUCCACCACCAUUCUUUGGUAUGAUGCCUGGUGGUGGCGGAAAUAUACGCCGUCCUGAGAGUACUGAUGAUCGUCAUGCUAUUGCACGCCAUGCUGAGAUCUAUCCUAAAGAGGAAGAGUUGCAAACUAUUCAACGUAUUGUAUCGCACACUGAACGUGCACUGAAGUUUGUCUCCGACAAAUUUGCUGAAAAUCCAGAUGAAAAGGGACCAGCAAACAAAAAAGAAAAGCAAGAUAGUGCCCAAGUAAAGGAUGGGCGCGAUAAUCAAAUGUUGUCAUUCCAAAAAGAGGCUGACAGUGGCAAUGUACGCAUUCUGAAGGGUGUUAUGCGUGUUGGAUUUUUGGCCAAAGGCCUUUUAUUGCAGGGCGAUAAUUCCGUAGAAUUGGUGGUUUUAUGUUCUGAAAAGCCAACUGUUGGACUACUAAAACGUGUGGCUGCUGAGUUGCCAGCUAAAUUAAAGGAAGUAGCAGGCGAAAAUCCCGUCGAUUAUGUCGUCGAAGUGGUGGCUCAAGAGUCCGCCGUUUUUGUGCGUGAUGAUGUGGUAUCCGUAAAGAUAUCACUUACUUCGCCUCUAUUGCGUGAAGUUGCUCAAGAUGGUAAAACUGAUGCCGCUAAUACUAAAGGCGGUACUGGUGAUGCUGCACCUUUGCCAAGAGAACCGUGUCUCAGGGCUUUAGCCGAGUUGCGUCAUGCUAAGUGGUUCCAAGCACGCGCCACUGGUCUACAAUCGUGCGUAAUGGUCAUUCGUAUUUUACGUGAUCUGUGCCAACGUAUCCAGUCUUGGCAAGCAUUGCCACAAUGGUCUUUAGAAUUGUUAGUAGAGAAAGUGAUCUCAUCGGCCGGUUUCCCAAUUUCACCAGGCGACUGUUUGCGUCGCAUAAUGGAGGCAUUGGCUUCUGGUUUUCUUAUAAACGGACCUGGCCUACUGGAUCCAUGCGAGAAGGAAGCACAAGAUGCUUUGCAGGAUUUGACUAAACAACAGCGUGAAGAUCUAACCGUGUCAGCACAAUUGUUCUUACGUUAUAUUGCAUUCAGGCAAAUUUAUAAAGUUCUUGGCAUGGAUCAAUUGCCUGCUUUGAAGUUUCCCAUACGGCCAUGGCGUCUAAAUCGUAAGCGUCGUCGUUCAGCAGGCAAAGGUGCUGCAGGUGGUGAAGCCGAUGCAGGCGAAGGCGAAGAAAGCUGCCCAGAUGAAAAAGUAUCUAAGAAAGAAGUUGCAGCUUAGUCUGUCGCUAUUGCGGAAAUCGUUUAGUACAGCGUUCUAUAUUUGUAGUCUUAGAUUUGAAAACACUUUCUCUCAUAUUAAAAAAAUAUAUUGUAUUAAUGUUUAAAUAGUGGACAACAGUUGAGUCGGAAACCAGCCUCUCCAUCCACAUAAAAAACUAAAAAGCAACGGGCGGUUGCAAAAUAUGUAUUUUCGGGUCACGAUAUGAAUACUAUAAUUCUGAUCAAAUAAAUAUACCUAAUAAAAAAUAAA
This is a messenger RNA of Rhagoletis zephyria (snowberry fruit fly), 3186 nucleotides long. It is a transcript of the gene Zn72D, whose product is annotated as Zinc-finger protein 72D. The record is from RefSeq and is a predicted model, not a curated record. Gene Ontology annotation, molecular function: double-stranded RNA binding; zinc ion binding; single-stranded RNA binding. Gene Ontology annotation, cellular component: precatalytic spliceosome. Lineage: Eukaryota; Metazoa; Arthropoda; Insecta; Diptera; Tephritidae.